Molecule: messenger RNA, 681 nt
Organism: Fraxinus pennsylvanica
Lineage: Eukaryota; Viridiplantae; Streptophyta; Magnoliopsida; Lamiales; Oleaceae
Source: the annotation of a GenBank genome assembly
AUGGAGGGCGAAAAUCUUUGCAGUAAUAGUACAUCUUCAGGGUCAAGAUGGAAUCCCACAAAAGAGCAAAUAAAUAUGCUUGAGAGUUUGUAUAUGCAGGGAUUAAGGACUCCAAGUGCAGAACAGAUUCAGCAGAUUACUGAAAAGCUUAGGGUUUAUGGUCAUAUUGAAGGGAAGAAUGUUUUCUAUUGGUUUCAGAAUCACAAGGCAAGACAGAGACAGAAGCAGAAACAGGAGAAUAUUGCUUAUUUAAAUCGCUUUCUUCACACUACCCCAGUUUUUCCUACAUACCAAAAUGUUGUCUGCAGUCCAUAUUACGUACAACCACCUCAGAGUGAUUUAGGGUUUUAUUCGCAGUACUCAAAGGUGCCCGUGCCACUACCUGGAGGAUUCAAUACCAGAAUAAUCCCAGAAAACAUUGGAAAAAACAAGGACAAAGUCAUUCAUCCCAGAAGCAGAAACGAGGAGUUUGAUGUCAUUUCCAACAAAAAGUGGUCUAAUCAAGAAACAUUGGAUUUAUUCCCUGUACACCCAACUGGCAUUUUACAAGCAAAAACAGGAAGCCCUAACAGUGCUGAGAAUUCCACUCCUAGUAGUCCAAGUUCUUCUGAGAAUAAUUGCAUUUUUGGGCAUCCAUUUUUUGACUUUUUGUGUGGAAAUGGCCCUUAUGAAAGUCACUGA